Molecule: messenger RNA, 2423 nt
Organism: Neomonachus schauinslandi (Hawaiian monk seal)
Lineage: Eukaryota; Metazoa; Chordata; Mammalia; Carnivora; Phocidae
Gene: PSMD3
Product: proteasome 26S subunit, non-ATPase 3
Exons: 12
Coding region: 429-2039 (536 amino acids)
Biological process (GO): ubiquitin-dependent protein catabolic process; regulation of protein catabolic process
Cellular component (GO): proteasome regulatory particle, lid subcomplex; proteasome complex
Molecular function (GO): protein binding; enzyme regulator activity
Source: RefSeq, a predicted model, not a curated record
CUUACUCCACGCUGGUUGGGGUGCUCUUAAGGCUCCGAUGUAACCCACAUUGGAGCCUGAGGGGACAUCUCGUGGACGCGCACGGAAAAGCAGUCCAGAGGAACACAGAAGAAAAUAACACUGAAGCACUCCAAAUGCCGGGCCGACGCAUACAAGCUCCUCCCAGCUCCUUCCUUGAAGAUCCGCCUCCAUCCUGCACCUCGGCUGUUGAUUUCUUUUCCUUUUGUGGACUCGGCCUUCGGCCCGCCGGGCCUGGCGUUUCCCAGAAGGCCCAGCGUCGGGAAGGGGUUUGCAGCUGCUCCGUCAUCGUGCGGCCCGUCGCGAGCCCGCGCUCGUGUGCAGGCCCGGCUCGGUUCCUGGUCUCUGGUGCGAGGAUUCACGCGAGGCCCUGGUCUCGGUCCCCGGAGUAGGCCGCGACCCCGGGCGCCAUGAAACAGGAGGGCUCGGCGCGGCGCCGCGGCGCGGACAAGGCGAAGCCGCCGCCGGGCGGAGGGGAACAAGAACCACCGCCGCCCCCGACCCCCCAGGAUGUGGAGAUGAAAGAGGAGGCGACGGCGGGUGGCGGGUCAUCGGGAGAGCCUGACAGCAAAGCGGCGGCGGCGGCGGCGGCGGCUGAGCACUCCCAGCGAGAGCUGGACACCGUCACCUUGGAGGACAUCAAGGAGCACGUGAAACAGCUGGAGAAGGCAGUUUCAGGCAAGGAGCCUCGAUUCGUGCUGAGGGCCCUGCGGAUGCUACCUUCCACAUCACGCCGCCUCAACCACUACGUUCUGUAUAAGGCUGUGCAUGGCUUCUUCACCUCAAAUAAUGCCACUCGAGACUUCUUGCUGCCCUUCCUGGAAGAGCCCAUGGACACCGAAGCUGAUUUACAGUUCCGUCCCCGAACAGGAAAAGCUGCGUCAACCCCCCUCCUGCCUGAAGUGGAAGCCUACCUACAGCUCCUCAUGGUCAUUUUCCUGAUGAACAGCAAGCGUUACAAAGAGGCACAGAGGAUCUCUGACGAUCUGAUGCAGAAGAUCAGCACUCAGAACCGCCGGGCCCUGGACCUCGUGGCUGCAAAGUGUUACUAUUAUCACGCCCGGGUCUAUGAGUUUCUGGACAAGCUGGAUGUGGUGCGCAGCUUCUUGCACGCUCGGCUCCGGACGGCCACGCUCCGGCACGAUGCAGACGGUCAGGCCACUCUGCUCAACCUCCUGCUGCGGAACUACCUGCACUACAGCCUGUAUGACCAGGCCGAGAAGCUGGUGUCCAAGUCCGUGUUCCCCGAGCAGGCCAACAACAACGAGUGGGCCAGGUACCUCUACUACACAGGGCGAAUCAAAGCCAUUCAGCUGGAGUACUCAGAGGCCCGGAGGACGAUGACCAAUGCCCUUCGCAAGGCCCCGCAGCACACAGCUGUCGGCUUCAAACAGACGGUGCACAAGCUUCUGAUUGUGGUGGAGCUGCUGCUCGGGGAGAUCCCGGACCGGCUACAGUUCCGUCAGCCAUCCCUCAAGCGCUCACUCAUGCCCUACUUCCUCCUGACUCAAGCUGUCAGGACCGGAAACCUAGCCAAGUUCAACCAGGUCCUGGACCAGUUUGGGGAGAAGUUUCAAGCAGAUGGGACCUAUACCCUAAUCAUCCGACUGCGGCACAACGUCAUUAAGACAGGUGUGCGCAUGAUCAGCCUCUCAUAUUCCCGAAUCUCCCUGGCUGACAUUGCGCAGAAGCUGCAGCUGGAUAGCCCAGAGGACGCGGAGUUCAUUGUUGCCAAGGCCAUCCGGGAUGGCGUCAUUGAGGCCAGCAUCAACCACGAGAAGGGCUACGUCCAGUCCAAGGAGAUGAUUGAUAUCUAUUCUACCCGUGAGCCCCAGCUGGCCUUCCACCAGCGGAUCUCCUUCUGCCUCGAUAUCCACAACAUGUCCGUCAAGGCCAUGAGGUUUCCUCCCAAAUCGUACAACAAGGACUUGGAGUCUGCAGAGGAACGGCGUGAGCGAGAACAGCAAGACUUGGAGUUUGCCAAGGAGAUGGCAGAAGAUGAUGAUGACAGCUUUCCUUGAGCUGGGGGGCUGGGGAGGGGUGGGGUGAGUGGGGACUGGCUCAUUAUCUUUCCCCCUUGGGGUCCCCUGCCCAGGGAACUGGCCCCUUUCCUCUACAUGCCUCACGGACUGCGUAUGUGCAGGGGGUGAGGGCCGCAGGGAGCCAGCCACCCCCACCUCACCCCAGGACCCCUCCCCAGCCAGUGACAUAGCGCACGGUGGGCAGGAGGGUGGGCAGGCGGCCUCCCCAGGGCAGGGUCCUGGCUAGUGGUGUGGGCAGCAGGAUGGGAGGGAAUAGCCCCAUGCUCUCCAGGGAGUUGGGGACUGGAAUUGGGGCACGUGUUGGGUUGUAUGUUUUUUGAAGCUUCAAUUAUGAUUUUUAAACAAUAAAAAGUUCUCCAAAGU